This is a messenger RNA of Didymodactylos carnosus, 453 nucleotides long. The record is from the annotation of a GenBank genome assembly. Lineage: Eukaryota; Metazoa; Rotifera; Eurotatoria; Philodinida; Philodinidae.
AUGAUAAUUGGCUUCUUCAAUGUACUUAAUCUUCAAUUAUUAUUAGUAAUAUCAAUAUUUUUAAUUUAUAUGGCAAAAAUAAAUUUAUCAAUACCAAUUCGAGAUAAACGUGAAAGAUAUUCAAUAUUUGAACAUAAAGAAAAUUUAGGAGAAUUACAGAUGUAUUUGAGUAAAUAUGGAUAUCUUCCACGUUCUGAUUUAGAAACUCGUGCAUUGCGCACUGAUCUUGAAAUACAUUCAGCUAUUAGAAGAUUACAACACUAUGCUGGUAUACCUGUGACGGGAAAAUUGGAUGAAACAACGGUAAAAUUGAUUCGUCGACCAAGAUGUGGUUUGCCAGAUUUUGAUAAUCGUCAUAUACAACGACCACAAUCAUUUGGAAAUCGAAAAAAACGUUAUGUUUUACAAGGUCAAAAAUGGGCAAAAACCUAUCUUACGUACAAUAAUUUAUAA